AUGGUUGCGCUCGGCCUCGCCGCCGUUCAUGCAGCGCAAGCGCUCCUCAUCCGCGACACUAUUCUAGAAUGGUUCUGGCUUGCUUCGGUGGCCGAUGAUAAUUACUUGUAUAUCACGGGAGGCGAAUUUUACGAGCCGGCCGACAAUGUGGUGACGAUGUACUACCAGACCGAUACACUUGUGGUCGACCUCUCACAGUCCUGGACGAACCAGACAGUCAGCGCGGUUACUUCGACAACUGACCCGGAUGGAAUGAUCUACGUCCGACAACCGAUGCUCUUCUAUGACAAGACGCGGAACAAAAUCAGCCGAUAUGGGGGAUGGCCGUAUGAAGAAGCUGACUUCCCCUCGUUGCUGUGGUCUUUCACCGCAGGAACAUCUGCCGUUACGUGGAAGAAUGAGACGGCACCUUCCACCGACGGCCUUGCCACGACGUCGCCAGGCCCAUUCGCGUCGGCAAAUGCCUUCACCAACACCACGUAUUACAACUUCGGUGGGAACGUUGUGAGCUCGCUCCCCCACAUGACUGUUCUGUCCGGCCUCGUCACGCGAGACUUCGUGGCGCAAUCGUGGACUAAUUCCACCGCCAUUCUCCCCAAUCAAAGCAAAUAUCGGACGCAGGCUCGCAUGAUAUACACUUCGAAUUUCGGGGGAGAGGGAUUUCUGGUGAUGGUCGGUGGGGAGGCCCCUCCGACGGAAGCGUCUGUCUACGAGGCCGGGGCAAGUAUGGUUGAUAUGUCAACCAUCACUCUUUAUGACAUUGAAACGGGGAUUUGGUAUACACAAACAGCAACCGGCGACAUUCCACCUCCCAGAUCUGAAUUUUGCGCUGUCGGGGCACCAUCCAGGGGUGGGAAGAGGUUCGAAGUGUUUGUUUACGGUGGCUCAACAAACUCAACAUAUGAUCUGAAUAACGCUUCCGACGAAGGCUAUCUCAACGUCUACGCACUCUCUCUCCCCGCAUUUCGGUGGUUCAAAUCCAACUCGACGACCCCCGUCCGCCGAGCUUGCCAUGCCUGCACUGUCAUCGGCAACAGACAGAUGGUGUCGAUAGGCGGCAGGCUUCCUAGUUCUUUGAAAGCACUGGGUGCCGAACAGGACCCCUGGACAAGCGGGCUGGGGGUUUUUGAUAUGACGGACUUUGAAUGGGCAGAUCAUUACGAUGCAGCUGCAGCGGCCUACGAGUCCCCCGAUGUGGUCAAGCAGUAUUACUCCGACAGCUACGAAGAGCCAACGUGGAGCGAUCCGACAUUAGCCACGAUCUUCGCAUUCACACCGCCCGCAAACUCCUCAACCAACAGUUCUACUUCCUCAAGCGGCUCCGGCAGCUCCUCAGACUCUUCUGGCGGCGGCGGCAGCGGCAGCGGCGGCGGCGACUCCCCCACGGCCACCUCAUCAUUAUCAGGGGCGAGGAAAGGCCAUGGCGGCGCAAUAGCCGGCGGCGUCAUUGGAGGCGUGGCACUACUCGCAGUGAUCCUGGGGCUGUGGUACUGGGUGGCAAUCCGACGAAAACGGAAGGCCCGGGCCGAGUUCGCUGCCGUGACCGACAGCGAAUCCGACUCCAAGCCGCCUCUCGAGGCGGCCUCGACACCAAUGUUUGAAGUGGACGAUAGCUCCCGGUCAGAGACGUCGCCCAAGCCACAGAUCAUUGCAGAGCUGCCUGUGAACGAGGAACCACAGGGGAAUCACAUCGGUCCUGGUAGUGCGGCAGCGAAAUGA
Molecule: messenger RNA, 1719 nt
Organism: Fonsecaea erecta
Lineage: Eukaryota; Fungi; Ascomycota; Eurotiomycetes; Chaetothyriales; Herpotrichiellaceae
Exons: 5
Coding region: 1-1719 (572 amino acids)
Molecular function (GO): protein binding
Source: RefSeq, a predicted model, not a curated record